Molecule: messenger RNA, 342 nt
Organism: Prunus armeniaca (apricot)
Lineage: Eukaryota; Viridiplantae; Streptophyta; Magnoliopsida; Rosales; Rosaceae
Source: the annotation of a GenBank genome assembly
AUGCUUGCCGUUCGGCAAGGUGAAAUCAAAAGGGGCCCGGUACUUGGCAUGAGCGGGUCUUCGGCAGGGUUUAGUGGCCAUAGCUUGGGCCUUGAGGUUUGGCUAGGGAAGUGCGCUAGGACUUUUACUCCUUCGGGCACAAAAGAAGAAAGAGGGGGCUCGCAAGAGAGAGCUAGGACUUUCGAAGUCACUGGCAACAGGGGACAGCGGGUUUCAGCGUCUGUGGAGUGUGAAGGUGGAGAGGGGGUCGAGACAGAUGCCCAGGGAGGAAGGAGUAGCGCCGGCGGGGGAAGUGCGCGGGACCAAGGGAGGGUGAUCUGUCUUGGCAAGGUAUGGGGCUGA